AUGAGUAAGAGUCUAAAGCCGGCUGAUCGAUACUCCCUAGUUGAGACCACACCUUUAGAAAUGAAAGGAGUCAAGGAGGGUGAAUUGGAUUGUCCAAAGAGAGGUGGGCCGCCUUGGAAAAAUCGCAAAACUCAUGGUCAAAAUAGCAAAGAAGAGUCAAAAUGGAGCAAAAAGAGUCAAAUCACCAAGUUCCCAAGUCUAGAGCACCAAAAUCUACAUUUCUCGCUAAAGACCAAACCGGAGCAUCCGAAGUACGACCGCAUAUUCAUGCCUUCCCGACGUCCAAAAGUCAUGAUUCUUAUAUGGAAAGAUAGAUAUUUGAGUCAUGACCCGCGGCGAAGUGGAAAGAGGUCAUUUGGAUCACUCGUUGGACCGGAACUUAUUUUCUACCAAGACAUGUCCGACGAGCGCCUAAGUAGAGCCCAUGGAGACUUUGAUGGAUCAAGAGGCCCGAGAUACCGCGCCCAAGGCCUUGGCUCAUCUUGA
Molecule: messenger RNA, 486 nt
Organism: Microthlaspi erraticum
Lineage: Eukaryota; Viridiplantae; Streptophyta; Magnoliopsida; Brassicales; Brassicaceae
Source: the annotation of a GenBank genome assembly